AUGGAACAAAACGGCCUUGAUCAUGAUAGCAGAUCCAGCAUCGAUACCAUCAAUGACACCCAAAAGAGUUUUUUAGAAUUCAGAUCGUAUACUCACUUGAGUGAAAAAUUGGCAUCCAACACCGCAUUUCCAGCAUCACAACCGGGGGACGAUGAGGGGCCUAAAGGGGUGGCAACUGCAAUAUCACAAGGUUCUGAAUCUGUAGUCUCAUGGACGACUUUGACUCAUGUAUAUUCCAUUCUGGGUGCCUAUGGAGGACCCACUUGUUUAUAUCCCACAACCACAUAUUUUUUAAUGGGUACUUCUAGAGGAUCCGUACUGAUUUUCAAUUUCAACGAGCAUUUGCAAACAAUUCUAGUACCGACCUUAUCCGAGGACCCUGCUGCCCAUUCCAUAAGAAGCCCAGUAAAAUCGAUUGUCGUAUGUUCUGAUGGUACUCAUGUGGCCGCCUCGUACGAGAGUGGCAGUAUAUGCGUUUGGAAUUUGAACGUGGGGUAUAGAGUCAAAACUGCUCAUGAACCCACCAGUGGUAUGACCCCCACCCCAUCUAUACCGGCAAUUUUACAUAUCGACGACCACCUAAGCAAAGAGAUUACGGGCUUAGAUUUCUUCGGAACUCGACAUACUGCACUCAUAGUCAGUGACAGAACAGGUAGGAUAUCGCUUUAUAAUGGUUAUAGAAGGGGAUUCUGGCAAUUAGUUUACAAUUCCAGGAAAAUUUUAGACCUCAAUUCCCACAAUGAAAGAUUAAUAAGAUCGCGGCUGUCUCCCCUAAUAACAAAGGACAAAUACUCCACUAAUUUGUUAAGUGUACUCACAAAUACCCAUUUUGCCCUUCUUUCAUUAUCCCCGCAUGUUUCUUUAGUAUGUCAAGAACCAAUUGAAUCCUCAAUACGACAUUCCCUGGUGGUGAAUAGUUCCAUUUCAUGGACAUAUAACUCUUCCAGAGUCGCAUAUUCUGUAAAUAAUAAAAUUUCCGUUAUUUCUGUGUCUUUAUCUGACCUGAAUGUUCAAUCCAUUCAGCAUUCUUCUGAGUUUCCGGAAUCUAUAUUAUCUAUUCAAUGGAUUGAUCAGUUUCUUUUGGGUGUCUUAACCAUAUCUCAUCAAUUUUUAGUACUGGAUCCUCAAAACGAUUUCAAGGUCUUACUAAGACUAGAUUUUUUAAUUCACGAUUUAAUCAUCCCUCCUAAUAAAUACUUUGUGAUAAGCAGAAGAAGUUUUUACUUGUUAACAAACUACUCGUUCAAGAUUGGCAAAUUUGUUUCUUGGUCGGACAUUACUUUAAGACGAAUAUUAAAAGGUGAUUAUUUGGGCGCAUUAGAAUUUAUAGAAUCUCUUUUACAGCCUUAUUGUCCAUUGGCCAGUCUGUUAAAGCUAUACGAAAGCCCAGAAGAAAGAACUAAGCAACUUAUGGAACCAUUUUAUAAUUUGUCUCUGGCGGCUUUAAGAUUUCUAAUAAAAAAAGACAGUGCAGACUACGAUAGAGUUUACCAGCUAUUAAUGGUUGUCGUUCGUGUUUUUCAACGAUUUCCCAUAAAAUCAGAUUCAAUUCCUUCCCUGAACGUCUUUUUGGAGCAAGCUCUGGAAUUUUUUGAACCCAAAGACACUGCGGUAUAUUUUGAAGUUGUAGCAAACAUUGUUGCUCAAGGUUCUAUUACGUCAAUCUCCCCGGUUCUUUUCAAAUCUGUAAUUGAUUAUUACGCCAAGGAAGAAAACAUAAAAGUUAUUGAAGAUUUGAUUAUUGUGCUAGAUCCCGUUACCCUAGAUGUUGAUCUAGCAGUCAAGUUGUGCCAGCACUAUAAUUUGUUUGACCUGCUAAUAUACAUCUGGAACAAAAUAUUUGAUGAUUACCAAACCCCGCUGGUGGACUUGAUAUACAGAAUAUCCAACCAGAACGAAAAAUGUAUUAUCUUUAGUGGACCUCAAGCACCUCCUGAGACGGCUGUCUUUGACUAUCUGACGUAUAUUCUUACUGGCAGACAGUAUCCACAGAACCUGUUCAUAUCUCCUAGUAGUAAAUGUAUUCAAAUACAAAAAGAACUGUCCAAGUUUGUUUUUAGUGGUUACUCAGUAGAAUGGCCAUUGAACAGCGACCAGAAACUCUAUAUAUGUGAAAAUCCGGAAGAAGAACCCGCAUUUCCCUAUUUUAACCUUUUGUUAAAAUUUAAUCCCAACAGAUUUUUAGCAAUGCUUAAUGAAGUAUUCGAAGCCUCCUUAUUCAAUGACGAUAAUGACAUGAUGAAACCAACCGAAGAAACUGAGUCCGUCAGUAGGCAAUAUAUUAUCGACUUGCUAAUGGAUGUUAUAAGAACCUCAGAACAUUCUGAUGAUGUGAAAGUACUUGUUGCUAUUUUCAUUGCAACCAGUAUAUCAAAAUAUCCUCAAUUCAUUAAAUUAUCCAAUCAAGCACUAGACUGCGUCGUUAACACUAUAUGCUCUUCAAAAGCCGAAGGUACAUUUGAAAUCUCGCAACUAGCUUUAGAGUCUCUUCUGCCUUACUAUCAUUCAAAGACCACUGAAAAUUUUAUAUUGGAAUUAAAGGAAAGAAAGUUCAAUAAAGUCCUUUUUCAUCUUUAUAAGAGUGAAAACAAAUAUUCCAACGCGCUUUUGCUCCUUUUAGAAACCGAUAAUGUUGAAAAGGAAUAUAAUACUGACAUUCUAUCCAUAACCGAAUAUAUACUCAAGAAAUGUCCACCUGCAAGCUUGGAAUACAGUAAAGUAGUUGGUGUUAUUGAAAAUAACUUCGAACUUCUUCUUUCAAGAGUCGGUAUCGAAAAAUGCGUGGCGAUAUUUUCAGACUUUGACUUUAGCCUCCAUCAAGAAAUUUUGAAAGUAGAGACUGAAGAAACUCAGCAAAGAUACUUAGAUAAGCUGUUUUCUACGUCAAAUAUCAGCAAUAAAACCGACAAGCGUUUGAGGAGUUUAUACAUCGAGUUGAACUGUAAGUAUAAGGGCAAAAAGGAAAUCAUAUCAUGGUUAAAUAGGUUAGAUCUCAACAACGGUGAGAGCUUACAUAUCCUCGACUUGGUAACCCAAAACUCUAAUUUUGAAGCUGCAGCUGUAAUUCAUGAACGCUUACUAGAGUUCAACUUAGCAGUCAAAGACUUACUGGAAUGUAUUGAACAGUGCCUCAAUGAAGGAGAAACAAACAUUAAUGUCUUAUCUGAUUAUUUGAGGAAGGCAAUUGAUGAUUGUAAUUCCGCUGCUACUGAGAAAAAGUCCUGUUGGAUAUUCUUGAUUACUUUCCUGAUUACUUUAUACGGGAACUACUCUAAACAUGAUGACAAGAAAAAUUUGUGCAAUGAAUUGUUGCAAGAAGCAUUUUUGGGACUGGUUAGAUCCAAAAGUUCCUCUCAAAAAAAUUCGGGGGGCGAGUUUUGGGAAAUAAUGUCUUUCGUUCUUGAACWCCAGGAUGUCAUACUGAUGAAAGUUCAAGACUUGAAGCAAUUAUUAUUGAAUGUCUUCACUACCUAUAAAUUGGAGAGAUCGCUCUCUGAGUUACUCCAAAAAAUAAUAGAAGACUCUUCGCAGGAUCUUGUUCAACUUUAUAGGAAAUUUCUUAAUGAAGGUUGGUCUAUACACAAUGAUGAUUGCGAAGUCUGUGGGAAAAUAAUAUGGGGCGCCGGUCUGGACCCACUACUUUUUCUAGUUUGGGAAAAGGUGCAGCGCCAUCGGGAUAUGAUUAGUUUAGAUCUCGAAACGCCGCUUGUCAUAUUUAAAUGUCAUCACGGUUUUCACCAGACUUGUCUCGAAAACCUAGCCCAAAAGCCUAACGAAUAUACUUGUUUGAUUUGUGAUACUAAGUCUGAUUCAAAGUGA
This is a messenger RNA of Saccharomyces eubayanus, 3819 nucleotides long. It is a transcript of the gene VPS8, whose product is annotated as CORVET complex membrane-binding subunit VPS8. Gene Ontology annotation, cellular component: late endosome; HOPS complex. NCBI's taxonomy places the organism in Eukaryota, Fungi, Ascomycota, Saccharomycetes, Saccharomycetales, Saccharomycetaceae. The record is from RefSeq and is a predicted model, not a curated record. Gene Ontology annotation, molecular function: protein binding. Gene Ontology annotation, biological process: protein targeting to vacuole; vesicle-mediated transport; endosomal vesicle fusion. The transcript has a single exon. Bases 1 to 3819 code for a protein of 1272 amino acids.